This is a messenger RNA of Amyelois transitella, 2996 nucleotides long. RefSeq names its product tubulin glycylase 3A. Gene Ontology annotation, molecular function: protein-glycine ligase activity, initiating. Bases 92 to 2713 code for a protein of 873 amino acids. Gene Ontology annotation, biological process: protein polyglycylation; cilium assembly; cilium movement. The record is from RefSeq and is a predicted model, not a curated record. The transcript has 9 exons. Lineage: Eukaryota; Metazoa; Arthropoda; Insecta; Lepidoptera; Pyralidae. Gene Ontology annotation, cellular component: cilium.
UGCACACGUCCCGAUGAGAUAGGCUGCGAAAAUGUGGGUGACGUUUGAUCAGCUGAUAUGUUACAGGAUCGGAAAGACGUGAAAGAGGCUGAUGGCUGUAACAAUGGAGCUGGAGGAAAGCGCCUCGGACUCGAAGAUACUCAGGGAAAUCACCAUUAAAAAAGAGCGGCGCCCGUCCAGUGCUGUAUCUCUAUGCAAGUCCGAAUAUGGGCAAGUCCAAGAGGCGACAUCAGCGGAACAACUGAAACAGUACAAGUCAUGGGUCAGUGCAGAGAGAUGGAAUGAGUUGAAGAAGAUCGCGGAAACCGCGAUGAAGGAACGGAAGGUGUUCAUGAUCAAGGGCGGGGGGUUCCCUGCGGUCCGAAGGGCACUUCUUGAAAGAGGAUGGGUCGAAAAAUACGAGUCUAGUAAGGUCCGUCAUCCUCCUCUAAACAGUGAUCCCAAAAAAGCCACAGGAAAAGAGCUCUCCAGGGUUGAAAGGAUGAUCUUGUACAAAUUUAUGGAGCAACAUUCAGUCGAUUUUCUAUGGACUACCAAGAGAGACAAAUAUGACUGGUUGCUAAGUAACAAAGAAGUUAUUAUAAGCAGAUUCUCCAGAUCUAUAUUUACAACCAAAGAAGGCUUAACUACGUCUCUAACUCAAAUGCAUUGGUAUACCGAACCUGGUACAGCUGUAACAAAAUUCCCACGAAGCUAUAACAUCCAUAACUCCGAUAGCCUGGAGGAGUUCAUUGAUGACUUUAGAAUCACUGCCUGCAUAAGCGUGUUGAAAUGGCUUUGCAAUUCUAUGCAAAACAAAGAGGAACCAAAUCUGGUUACAAGUCACGGGAAAGUUCCGUUCAGUGCAAUAGAUUUUGCUCUCUGUAGACUGACAGAGUACAUCACUUUUUAUACACACAAAGAUAUUGACGAUACGGAAGACCAAACCACUCACGUGUGGGAACAUGAAUGGGACCAGUUCCUGACACAUCAUUAUCUUCUGGUACACGAGAAGGCAAAGUUUACAGAAGACAAAAACUGGAAUUUAAGGCAAUUAGAAAGAAAAUCAGCGAAAGUUUUAGCAACGAUGACGAAGUUUUGGCCUCAAAUAGACAUUGAUGGCAUACUGAACAUAUGGAUUGUGAAACCUGGCAACAAAUGUCGCGGGCGGGGCAUUCAGCUCAUGAACAACAUCAAAGACAUUAUAGGCCUCAUCAAUUUCCCCGCUCAAAAAACUAGAUACGUCGUACAAAAAUACAUUGAAAAUCCUUUGGUGAUUUACGACACAAAAUUUGAUAUUCGACAGUGGUUUUUAAUAACAUGUUGCCAGCCUCUCACAAUUUGGGUCUACAGGGAUAGCUAUUUAAGAUUUAGUUCUCAAAUAUUCAGCUUGUCGAAUUAUCAUGAGUCCGUGCAUCUUACCAACAAUGCUGUCCAGACUAAAUAUAAAAAUACUGGAGAACGAGACAAAGCAUUACCAGAUGAGAACAUGUGGGAUUGCCAUUCAUUCAAGGCUUACCUAAGACAGAUAGGAAAGUAUGAAAUGUGGGACACCAAAAUCUUCCCUGGUAUGAAACAAUGCCUCAUAGGCGCUAUGCUUGCCUGCCAGGAUGGCAUGGACAAGCGACAGAAUAGCUUCGAGUUGUAUGGGGCCGAUUUCAUGCUGACUGAAGAUUUCACUCCUUGGCUAAUUGAGAUUAACUCCAGUCCCGACAUGGCGCCAACUACUUCAGUUACAGCCAGAUUAUGCCCUCAAUGCCUCGAAGACGUUGUAAAAGUUAUUCUAGACCGUCGACACAAUGCUGAAGCCGACACGGGCACGUUCGAACUAGCCUACAGACAAGUAGUGCCAAAGGCACCUGCCUACCUUGGCUUAUCUCUUUGUAUCAACGGGAAGAAACUUCUGAGGAAAUCGAAGGAACGUAGACAUGAGUCACGUAAUGUCACACCUGUAGCACCUCGGGAGCCUGCCGGUGACAACACUAGCCUAGAUCAAGAUCAACCUGUUCCCGCAGAAUACAGCGGACCAAUCAUAACAGACUUCCUCACGUGGCUCAAUCCCUAUGACGCACUGCCUAUGAAUAAGGACGGAAUCGUUUUAGGGCCUAAGGAUUCACUAACGGUACGCCAAGCUAUCACAUCAGUAAAAUCUUUAAAAAGUGCAUCUAAAAAACGUAAAACAUCCGCGCUCUCUUUUAGGACGCACCGAGGAAAACGAGAAAAAAAUUUAGAAUAUAGAAGACGUGUCGUUCCGCAUUCAUGCUGCCGGCCCGAAGAGAGCCAGACUGGUGUCCACGCCGGUAAAUACCGGACCGAGUCAGCCAGCAAAGCCGAUAAACAGAAAGUAGAUAGAUCGGUUGGUAACAAAAGAUGUUACAUAGAUCCUGUGGAGUGGGAACGUGAAACGGCUAGUAUUUUGCGCUCAACAAUAUCUGUCCAAAAUAAAGUAACGGCUAAGUCCAAUCCCGCACCUACCGAGCCUACUUUCCCUUUGCGUCAAACAAAAUCUGGUAUUGUAAGUUUUCAUAAAUCGCCAACAAUUCCUCAAAGAUUGCGCAAAAGCGUUGAUGAUUCCGAUCCGAUAAAAAAAUUGAGCGCCAUUGGCAGAAAUAUUUGUAAGCUUAGGGAUGAAAAUAGGGCCCAAGAAGGAAUUUCGGUGUCUAAAAGUUGUUCUUCCAUUUAUCCAUAUCGCGUUGUGGUCACACCAGUUGAUGAAACGCGCGAUAGAAAAUAAUACUUAUUUUUUGCUUGUCCCAAAUUACCUAAGUAUAUUAGCUAAAAUUCGGUGAAUGAAUCGGAUAUUUUAAAUUAAAUUAUAUUGCAAAUGUAUGAUUAUUAAUAUAUACUAUGUAUUUGAAUCACGAAUGAUUUGAAUAAAAGACAAGCACAUCAAGUGGAUAAGAUCCUCUUAAAAAUAUUGGCGGGAAAAUUUACGAGUUCCUAACAUGAUAUGCGUGAUUUCACCGAUGCGUUUAUUUUAUUGAAAACACGCAAAGGCUUUCUUUACAUAUUUUAAA